This is a messenger RNA of Pyrus x bretschneideri (Chinese white pear), 1147 nucleotides long. RefSeq lists its product as uncharacterized. The record is from RefSeq and is a predicted model, not a curated record. The transcript is spliced from 2 exons. Bases 172 to 732 code for a protein of 186 amino acids. Lineage: Eukaryota; Viridiplantae; Streptophyta; Magnoliopsida; Rosales; Rosaceae.
GAGGCACAGUUGUGGGACUUGAAUCAAUUAUUUCAUCUUGGAAUUAAUUCUGAGUAUGUCUUUUACAAGCGGACAAAAAGCACAAUAGAAAUACUAAAUGCUUUCCGACCGCACAAAAAUCUGGAAUCCUUAAACAUUUCUUAUCAUUUAGGCACCACCUGCCCCAAUUGGAUGAUGUCUUUGCACAACUUAAGAAUCAUUAGUCUAUAUAACUGGAGUGAGUGCAAGUUUUUGCCUCCUAUUGGGAAAUUGCCCUACCUUGAAAAGCUGACUCUAUGGAAUAUGGAGAAUUUGGAAAAGAUUGGCGGUGAAUUUUUGGGAUUAGUUGACGAAGGUGAAACAUCAUUGAAAUCAUCAUCAUCCUCAUUUUUUCCAAAGUUGAAACAACUCAAUAUUAGUCACAUGGACGCAUUGAAAGAGUGGGAAGUAGGCGUGGAAGGGUGGAACAAAAAGGGUUCUGAAAUUUCAAUCAUGUCAUGUCUUUCCUUUUUAGAAAUUAGUAAUUGCGAUUACAUACAAACAUUGCCAGACUUCCUCUGCAGACACCCCUGCAGGAUCUUAUCACUGAGGGUUGUCCCAUGCUUUCAGAGCGCUGUAAACAUGGUAGUGGAGAAGAGUGGCACAAAAUUUCUCACAUCCCAAACAUCAAAAUCUUUUAUCCUUAAGAUAAUCUUCAAAGGACAUAAACAAUGUCGAUCAAGUGGUGACUCUCCAGCUAGGCAUACCUAUUAAUCUUCUUUGAAAAGGUAUUUUCUUUCCUUUUCAUAUAUAUAUAUAUAUAUUUAUCAAAUGAGAAUUGGUAUUGACACCAAAAUUUUCAUUUGCACUCCAAACUUUCUAUAUUUAGAAAGAAAAAUACACUUGUGAAGGAGUGUAUAAUGAUAUUUUUGGAAUGUCAAUAAUAGUUCCCUAUCAAAUUAGAAAUGAUUAUUUAACUUUAACCACUCAAUUCUAAUUUCUCAGCAAGACGACUGAGUGAAUAGUUGUGAUAUUUUUAUCGUGCAUUUCAUGUAACUGAUUUAUGACACGCGAUUAGGUAAUUAUGCAGCCGUAUGUACAAAUUUGAUAUCAAAUUCCCACGACGCAGAGAUUUGUUAAUCUUAGCUGCUCAAGUUUUCGCAUAACAUAUGAGAGACUGAGCAUAUGU